Penicillium paradoxum is the source of this 894-nucleotide messenger RNA. Its product is annotated as putative monosaccharide-P-dolichol utilization protein. The coding region runs from base 1 to 894 and encodes 297 amino acids. The transcript has 2 exons. The record is from RefSeq and is a predicted model, not a curated record. Lineage: Eukaryota; Fungi; Ascomycota; Eurotiomycetes; Eurotiales; Aspergillaceae.
AUGGAUACUCUUCAGAAGUCAGUGAUUACACCUCUCCAGCCCUACCUGGCGCCUAUUGUCUCCGCCAUCCCGGAGCCAGUGCACGAUGCCGUCGUGUCCUUGAUCGGAAAGUCCUGCCACAGCGCAUUAUUGCUCGAUCUCGAUGUCACUAAGGACCCUGCCUGCACAUCGCUGGCCAUCUCGAAGGCCCUCGGCAUUGCCAUCGUUGGUGCCAGCGCCGUUGUCAAAAUCCCCCAGAUCCUGAAGCUGAUCAACUCCCGCUCGUCGGCCGGUGUCUCUUUUGUGUCCUACGCACUUGAAACUGCCAGUCUGCUCAUCACCCUCUCGUACAGCGUGCGCAACCAGUUCCCCUUCAGCACCUACGGUGAGACUGCUCUCAUCGCUGUCCAGGAUAUCGCUGUUGGUGUUCUGGUCCUGAACUAUGCCGGCCGCUCCGCCGCAGCCGCGGCUUUCGUUGCCGUUGUAGCUGCCAGCGUUUAUGCGCUGCUGUUCGACCAGACUCUUAUCGAUGCGCAGGCCAUGUCUUACCUGCAGGCUGGUGCUGGUGCAUUGGGUGUUGCUAGCAAGGCACCUCAAAUCUAUACCAUCUGGCGUGAAGGAGGAACCGGACAGCUCAGCGCAUUCGCGGUCUUCAAUUAUCUUGCCGGGUCGCUGUCCCGAAUCUUCACCACCCUCCAGGAAGUCGAUGACAAGCUUAUCCUCUACGGAUUCAUCGCUGGCUUCUCCCUCAACGUUAUCCUGGCAACACAGAUGCUCUGGUACUGGAACACUCCUGCACCCAAGCAGAAGGCUGCUGCCCCUCGAGCCAAGGCAGUCGAGGUGCCAUCAGCCCAGGCCACGGGAGCCUCUCCCCGGCCUGGCGUGAAGUCACCCACAACCCGCCGCCGAGGCUAG